Messenger RNA from Salmo salar (Atlantic salmon), 3485 nucleotides. RefSeq lists its product as uncharacterized. The record is from RefSeq and is a predicted model, not a curated record. NCBI's taxonomy places the organism in Eukaryota, Metazoa, Chordata, Actinopteri, Salmoniformes, Salmonidae. Gene Ontology annotation, cellular component: nucleus. Gene Ontology annotation, biological process: regulation of gene expression.
UAAACACAUUUGUGAACAACAUUUGAGAGAAAAAAUGCUUUUUGUGCAUAUGGAACAUUUCUGGGAUAUUUUAUUUCAGCCCGUGAAAAAUGGGACCAACACUUUACAUGUUGCGAUUAUAUUUUUGUUCAGUAUAAAUGCAUAUUCCCAUAAAACUGAUUGAGAUCAAUUAAAUGGUUGUCAUGGAGAUGCAGUUUGGACGUUUCACCAGUAUAAAGUGACAAAUAAUCAUACAUGAUUGACAGCGACGGCCUAUUUUGAAAUGAGGUAGCCUAUUCCUAACUUGGUGUUUAAGGGGAUUUAAAAAUAUAAACUUUUGAGACAAUAGGGUGUGUUCGUAAAUGCAAUCUGGAAUGCCAAAGUGUGCUCUGCGUGUUCAUAAAUUCAGAGGGUUUCGCUCUGGAGCGUUCACACUGGACGCUCUGGCCGAGGAGUAGGGUUGAUCCGAGCGUUCUGACCUCACAACGGCAGUAAUGCACCCAAACUAACCGGCUAACGUUGGCUACCUUGCUAGCUACUUCCAGACACACAUGAGAGAACACCUCACUCUGACCAUUUUACUCGCCCUAGCAGAGAUGGUUAGGCUGUUUUCCUUUUAUCCAGAGCGUUAGUGACUAACUCUGUUGCUGGCAACAAUUUAAUAACGUUUUUUUUUGCCUACGUUUACUGACAUCGGCCAUAUUCAAUGGCUGUUGAGCGUUCUUAAAUUCAUCAGUUAUUCUGCGCUCUGGCACACUCAGACGAGAGUGCUCUGAAAUCGGAGUAGAUAGCCAGAGUGAAUUUACAAACGCACCCAUAGUGUGGGCAUGGGCAGACGUUCCAAUUGGAGGAUGCAUAUUCUAUAAACUGUCUGUACAAACGUUGAUUGAGGAAAUUAUUAAGUCAUUGGGAUAUUUUUUGGGGGCGCUCCCUCACCUAAAAAAAUGUGCACAACACCACUACUUGUAACUAACGUUUUUUCAACAGACUAUCUUAUUUGUUGAUUUAAUCCGACGUUAUUCAUAUAAUGAGUAAUCUAGGAAUGUCACGAGUUAAUGGACACGAGAAAACAGCAAAUCCACAGAUCGCAAUGACACUCUAUAAGCAGUACCGUGUUUCAAAGAACAGCACGCAUACCUUUUUCAUUUAACCACACCAUUUGAGCUAUGACGCCUACCAAUAAGAUCCUUUCUCUUUAGUGUAAACGGAAGUGAUCAAAAACUAUUUCCACGUUAGCAUUGUUAUUUGGACGUUUAUCAUCACCAUGGAAUAUCAGUCCUUUAACUGUAUAGCGUCACAUACUUACCCAAUGUAGUUUUUGAUUCGCGUUAAUGCCAGGACUUGGUUAAUAGAUAUUAUUUAGGUAACGCUAACUAGGUAUAGUAGCUGAUCACGUUAGCUAACAAUGGCUAACUGUAACGAUAUGGUUUUUCACACUCAAAUAGCCUCCAUCAUGGAGGUGUUAGCGAAUGCAGCCGUGGCAGAGAUCUGUAAACUCGUAGACGACGACUAUGCAGUGUUUCGUUUGGAAAUAACUCAAAGCCAGAAAGAAAACAGAACAUUGCGGAGGAAACUACAGCUACUGGAACUGAAGGUGGCACGGGAGCGCGCAGAGGGGACAAUGCGAGAGCGCGUCCUCGCCAGUCGUCCCAGUAGUGUCAAGUUCGUCGACCGAGACAGGGGAAUGGCAAGAGGUGAAGGGAGUCUCACUGGAGGCCACAUAAGCUUUGUGAAGCCAGCGGGACACAAUACAUGGAAAGAUGACCAACCAAUCACUGUUGAUGAGGGGAGUGGAACCUCAACCCAGCACAUUAUCGUGAUAGAGUCUGCAGAUGCAGAGACUGCAGGUCCUGGGGUCAAGAUGGAGAGGUCUGAAGGAGAGGAAGACCCACAGCACAGCACAGACAUCCAGACUGGAACACCCUCUGUAGCCAUGGAGGACCCCACCACCGCCUCAGCGCAGCCCAGGACCCGAAGCAGCAUCACUGAGUCAGUAGACAUGGAGGAUGGGAAGCUUGAUCUGCUGCUGGUCAAAGAGGAGACAAUAGAAGACGAACCAGAGAGCAUUGAUCUGCUGAGUGGACUAAAGAUGGGGGCGCAAGGAGACUGGGUGGCCAUCUUGGAUACCCAGACCGGUGCAGCCAAGAGCCCAGGGGAAAACAACAUUGAUCAGGGCAGGACCAGAGGCGAUAUAGUGAAGUCUGCAGCCCAUGAAGACCUGCUGAUAUCCAGUGUUACUGGUGGGAGAGAGUGGACCUCUGAGGUGGCUGGCCAUAAACCCUGGCCCCGGAUCAGGACCAUGGAUCAGGAGCCUUCGCUCUUCCUUCCCGAGUCGGAACCAGGACACAACCGCGAAGUACAAAGACUCCACCACAUAGAAAACAACCAGUGGACAGGUGGACUGAACAACCUCAGUCCUGGUGGUCAUCAGAUAGACAGAGGCUCCAGUCAGGGAUCCAGUCUGAAGCACAGACCCUUCUCUUCACAGUCUCGGUGCAGGGAUGAAGCAGGGCCUGGGGCUGAUAGAGAUAGACCCUCCUGUUCCUAUGAUACAAACACCACAGUAUCCAUGAUGAACAGAGCAGAUCACCCUGGGCUUCAGCCUUCACAGAGUGCAGUGGGAGAUGCCCCUGGUGGUAGUCUAUCAGCAAGUCUGUCUUCUCCUUCAGGUUCUCAUCUAAUGCCUUGUGACUGGGUUCAUAGAAAGCCUGGACCUGGGUCUAGCCUUCCUCAGUUACCUCAGGGUUACCCCACCAAUACAGACAGGGUCAGGAUGGGUGUUCAACACGAGAGGUACCUAGCCUAUAACACAUCACAUAAUCCCAACAACACCCAAACAAUGGCUAGAGGUCAGGGAGGGAGCUCAAAGACUAACCAUCUGAGAGUGGCUCCUGCUUCUACCUCCUCUGGUGUCAUUGGGUCACAACAUGGGAGGCCGAGCGUUAGGACGGAUGCAGAAAAGCCGUAUGCCUGCCCCACAUGUGGGAAGAAUUUUGCUAAAGCAAAAUAUGUGAAGCAGCACCAGACCAUCCACACCAAUGAGAGGCCCUUCAAGUGUAAGCUAUGUUACAAGAGCUUCUCCUUCCUGAGUAUCCUUAUCAGACAUAGGAGUGUCCACAAUGGGGAGAAAUCGUAGCAGUGUGGCUUGAGAUGUACACAGGGGAUAUCUGGGAACCAUUCUUUAGCUGACAUAUUAUAGUUAUGAAGUGUCUUUGGGUAAGAGUUUUUUUUGGAUUACUAAAUCCCUCAGCAUCUGGGCAUGCUGUCUUUCUCACAUGAUACAGACUUGUUGUUUGGUGUGCUGGCAUUGCCAUAACACUGUCAUUUAAGUCUAACACUAUAUUCAUCCUUUGAAUUUGGUUUUGCCUAUGUUCUAUUCAUAACAAAUAUAAUGUCCCUCUUUUAUGUAACACCUUUAUAACACCCCCUACCCCAAAAAAUUAUUUGGCAUAAUCAGGAGGUAUCUGUUCCUUUAUGUACUAAAAAUAGAUUAUCAAAUCGGUUAA